AGAAUCUCUCAACCUUAGAACACACAGACAGACGCACUUGAGGACACAGUACAAAUUAUUGUUGUAUUGGACCUAAGAAGGCAUGGACGUCAUCCACAGCUAUGGUGUGGAGAGCACCAGGUACCUGCAGGAGAACUAUGCGGAGACGCAGGACUGGUUCCUGUUUGUGUCCUCGGCUGCGGACCUGCGCACCACCUUCCUCAUCCUCUUCCCCCUCCUCUUCCACCUGCAGCCAGCCACGGGGGUCAGGCUGGUCUGGGUGGCCGUGCUGGGGGACUGGAUCAACCUGGUGUCCAAGUGGCUGCUGUUUGGAGAGCGUCCAUAUUGGUGGGUGCAGGAGACCUCCUACUAUGGCAACUCCACAGUACCACAGCUGAGGCAGUUCCCCAUGACCUGUGAAACAGGCCCAGGUAGCCCCUCAGGCCAUGCUAUGGGCUCUGCUGGCGUCUACUACGCUCUCGUCACUGCUGUUCUCAACUCCUCCCAGAGGCACUGUAGCAGUCCCACACAGAGCAGGUGCGUUAAAGCGGCGAUGUGGACGGUCUUCUGGGUUGUGCAAGUCUGUGUUUGUCUGUCCAGAGUGUUCAUCGGCGCCCACUUCCCCCAUCAAGUCGUCAGUGGCGUUGCUCUUGGCGUUGUCGUGGCCGAGGGUUUGAACCGGGCUUCCUGGAUCCAUCAUGUCAGCUUCCGAGGCUACGCCCGCCUGACCCUCUUCCUGUUGUCCUUCGCCCUGGGCCUCUACGUCCUGCUCGGCUCCGUGGCCGUGGACCUGCUCUGGAGCCUGGCCAAGGCCCAUCGCUGGUGCGUCACCGAGGCCUGGGUGCGCCUGGAGACCACUCCGUUCGCCAGCCUGCUGCGCAACACCGGCGUGCUGUUUGGGCUGGGCACCGCGCUGCAUUUACCCACGCUGGAUAUUAAGAAGGCUGCCGUGGUGGUGGGAGAGGGAGAGGGCUCCACUACUGCUGCCUGCUUUGGUGGGAGGAUCGCUCGCGCCCCCUUCAGGCUGAUCUGUGCAGUCGCAGCCAUCUUGCUCUUACACGUGCUGGACACCUUUGGGCCGCCGGUCCACAACCGCUCCCUCUUCUACCUGCUCUCCUUCUGCAAGAGUGCCACUGUGCCCCUGACCACUGUGGUCGUUGUGCCUUAUUUUGCUGGCAGGGCGGUGAAUGCUGUGACCAAGAGAGGAAACUGCGUAUAUAGACUAUUUGAGUGAAAACAAAGCCGUUAAAAACAAGUGCAAGCAAUAGACAGCAACAGAGACAGACAGGCGGCACAUUCAGAUGUCAUGUGCAGGCUGAUAUUCAGAUCAUGGUGAAAGCCAACCCACAAUGAGAGACACGUUUGAGGGACUAUAAAGUUCACGUAUGAGAGGACUGAAGGCCAAGAAAGGGUGCAUAGUCUGACUGCAACAGGGUCAGGCGGCAUUCAGACGGACAUGGGUGAUGCUCAGUUCAUGAUAAAUGCCAACCCACAUUGUCUUGAUGUUGUGGUGUUGGAGUUCAACUGAAUAUGACCUGGUGCAUGAGGACGGUCUCAGCAGUCAGGGGCCAGGCCACAGCGUCAGCUUGGAUUCAUAAAUUGGCCUAAGACGCCCAGGCUCAUAGGCCCAGAUGUAUGAGGGGCCAGGACGAAGUGCCCCACCCCCACCCACUCCACAUAUCGCAAUUCACAUUGACGAGGUAGCAAACAGUGAGAAAAUAUCAGUGUUAAUAUAGGCCUAUAGCCUUUAGAGAGUUGAAAUUAACUUUACUCUUUGGUCAGUGUUGAGUUAAUUCUUCUCAAUAUUGUGUAUGUAUUAAGAGUGGGAGAGUUGAAAUGAUCCAGUGUGUGGGGGGAAGAGAGAGAGAGACCUGCCUUGGGCUAAAUGUAUGUAAGAGUGAACUACAUAUGGUGCAAUGAUGUGUGUAAUGUUUUGUGUGUAAUGUCUUCUGUGUUUAUGUAUGUAUGGUACUUGACACCUUAAUUUCCCCCUGGGAUCAAUAAAUG
Molecule: messenger RNA, 1986 nt
Organism: Engraulis encrasicolus (European anchovy)
Lineage: Eukaryota; Metazoa; Chordata; Actinopteri; Clupeiformes; Engraulidae
Product: glucose-6-phosphatase catalytic subunit 1-like
Exons: 5
Coding region: 83-1213 (376 amino acids)
Biological process (GO): gluconeogenesis; glucose 6-phosphate metabolic process
Cellular component (GO): membrane
Molecular function (GO): glucose-6-phosphatase activity
Source: RefSeq, a predicted model, not a curated record